Messenger RNA from Aspergillus heteromorphus CBS 117.55, 811 nucleotides. RefSeq lists its product as uncharacterized. The record is from RefSeq and is a predicted model, not a curated record. Bases 60 to 482 code for a protein of 140 amino acids. NCBI's taxonomy places the organism in Eukaryota, Fungi, Ascomycota, Eurotiomycetes, Eurotiales, Aspergillaceae. The transcript is spliced from 5 exons.
CCCUCUCCGCUUUCCUUCCCCCCCACCAUACUUCAUUACACUCGACUGGUCGGUCCACAAUGAGUGGCACCGGAGAAGACCGAUGGCGCGGAAGCCGCCCAUACGACCAGAACCGUCACCACUCGACGCAACGCCACAACAACCCGUCUCGCACCAUGAGCGCCAACAGUGGAUCGCGCGGCGGUCCGAAUAAUACUUCCACAUGGGGGGAUGCACGGGAUCAGUUCGCGUCCGGGCCCCAGCAGGAGCAGCACGUUCCCGUGCGAGGCUUCAAUGCCGCCGAGGCCAAGGCAGCUCUCAGAAAAGGGCCAGGAGAAUCCCGACCUUACUACUACAAACCGCAAGGGAAGGACGUAAACAACCGCGCUAGCGGGCCCUGGGGGGCAAAACCCAACCAGAUGGCAAGCGGGAAGGACUUCUUCCUCGAGCUCCGGAAACAAGUCACCGCGCUUCAACAGGGGGAGAAUGUUGCGGGGGGUUGAUGGUUGAUGACUGAUGGCUGAUGAACGAGCAUGUGUACAGCGUCGAUCGAGGAUGAAGAUAAGCCUGGAGGGAGAUGGUUCCAUCUCAGGCGGAGUUUGGACGGUGUCUCAAGGCUCCAGGCGCGUGUCGCCCGCCACUUGGGAGGGUGGGGUCCGGAUAUCAGAGUUUCGCGGUGCGGAUGACAGAAAGAAAGGGUUCCGAGCUGUCGCGUCUGGAUGGCAGUCGGAAUCGAAAGAAUCCCAGCUGGGAACAGAUGAUUGCUGUAGUAGACCAUUGGUGCGGUCUUGCGAGAUCGGAUGGCAUCAAGCUGUCUACGUGGGGAAAGCGC